Molecule: messenger RNA, 864 nt
Organism: Ogataea angusta
Lineage: Eukaryota; Fungi; Ascomycota; Pichiomycetes; Pichiales; Pichiaceae
Exons: 1
Coding region: 1-864 (287 amino acids)
Biological process (GO): mitochondrial phosphate ion transmembrane transport
Cellular component (GO): mitochondrial inner membrane
Molecular function (GO): phosphate transmembrane transporter activity
Source: RefSeq, a predicted model, not a curated record
AUGUCGUCGGAGAAAAUUGAACUGUACUCGUCUAAAUACUACAUCGCCUGUGCCACUGGCGGGUUCCUGGCUUGUGCUCCCACACACUCGGGUGUCCUGCCCCUGGACCUCGUGAAAUGCAGACUGCAAGUGAAGCCUGGUCUUUACAAGGGAAAUCUGGACGGUAUCAAGUCCAUCAUCAAAACCGAAGGUUUGAGAAAAGUGUUUACGGGUAUUGGGCCAACUUUCAUUGGUUACGGUCUGCAAGGAAGUGGUAAAUACGGAUUUUACGAGGUGUUCAAGAAGAAGUAUAGCGAUUUUUUUGGUGUGUCUAAUGCCUAUGUGUACAUGCUUGCCUCCGCAUCUGCCGAAUUUCUUGCAGACAUUGCUUUGUGCCCCUUUGAGUCCAUGAAGGUGAAAAUCCAGACCACUUUGCCUCCAAAUCCAGUCGUCGGUUUAUACUCAAACCUAUACUCAGGAUUGGUCCCACUGUGGUUCAGACAAAUCCCUUACACCUGUGUAAAGUUCACUUCAUUUGAGAAGAUUGUCGAGUUGAUUUAUGCUAGCUUCCUCACCAAGCCCAAGGAACAGUACUCCAAAAUUCAACAAACAGGUGUCUCUUUCGCAGGAGGAUAUGUCGCUGGUAUUUUCUGCGCUCUGGUUUCCCACCCGGCAGAUGUGAUGGUUUCAUUGAUCAAUAAUGAGUCAGGAAAGGGCGAGCCAAUGAUGUCCGCAGUCGGUAGAAUAUACAAGCGGAUCGGGUUCAGCGGACUAUGGAAUGGUCUGGGUGCAAGAAUUGUGAUGAUAGGUACCUUGACUGGAUUUCAAUGGCUGAUAUAUGAUUCCUUCAAGGUCUCCAUUGGCCUUCCUACCACGGGCCAUUGA